GAUGACAGUAGCCUUUAUAUAGUUUGAACGCGUUCAUAAAAUUUUCAAAAUAAGUGACGACGCCGUUGUUUACGGAUGCUAGGGAACAAUAGAUCUACUUGAAUUUUCAUGUAUGUUACGGAGUUUAUCUUUUAAAUCACAAGCAAAACUAGAGGUCUGAAGUGACUGCUUACAGGAACAUGUACGUAUGAUGGUAGUAUUAUCGCAGCUGCAUUAAACCAUGUGAGAAAUCCUGUCAUCUGCAUUAUCCUGUGAUUGGAUUCUUCCAUUAAUCAACAACAAUCCGUCAUGUUUGGCUGGAAGAAAAAGAAGAAGGAAAACAAGAAUACUUCCUCACCCUCUGGAGGUUUUUCAUCAUCUCUGAACAACCUCCUCAAAGGUUCGCCCAAGGCCAAGAAGGCCAAUAAGCAUGGUAAAACUGAUAUCCUCAGCGGUAGUCAGACAUCAGGGAGCAACUCUCCGCACUCUGUCACCGACCGAGCCCACCUCACAAACACUCCCACCUCGUUCAUCUCCAAUGGCUCAGCUUCGCCGUCCCCCAGCAACAACUCCAGCCAGAUCACCUCCCAGUUUGUGCAAUCCUUGCCACCGCCAGAAUACUCUUUGCGUGUGCCUCCAGAACACAGUCGCCUGACGCCAAAGACAAGUAACUCUGAUCACCCAUCUUUGCGUGCUACUUACACUCCACCUCCUGGGUAUGGCAUUCUGAAGCAGGUUGGUCGACCUGGAUCCUCUGCUUCUGAAUUGUCCAAUGCAUCCAGACUCACUUCACCCUCAGCUGAAGGGGAGGAUGCAGACUUUGAUGUUACUGGAGAAUCAAACAAUGUGUCAAAGAGUGCAAACAGGAGCACUCAUCCUUCCAAGCCUCUUGAGGAUUGGUCAGAAGCAGAGAUUCUGCAAUGGUUGAAUGACAGUGAUCUUGAGUACUUUGCUGACAUCUUCCAAGGUUGUGAUAUUGAUGGGGAUUACAUUUCCCAAGUCACUGAAGAAGAUCUCGUUGACUUGGAAGUAGAGGAAGGGAGCCUUAGAGAACAGCUUUUGAGAGAAAUCACAAACCUUAAACAAGAACUUGCACAAGAAUCAAAUACUCAGCAAGCUGAACACAAUGGAGAAGAAGAAGAAGAACAAUCUAGCUCAGUGCAUUUUGGAGACACCUCCGAUGAAGAUCUCUUCCCAGACCUUCCCACCUCACCCUCCCUUUCUGCCCUCAAGAGUGGUCCAAAACCCUCCAUGACAUCAUCCGUCAAAGGAAAUAUUUCAGAGACACAGAAUGAGAUAAAGGAGGAUGGAAAAAAGAAAAUGAAAGAGAAGGAGCAGAGGAAACGACAAGAUAGUGAUUUGUCUUCUAUCUUGAGUGGUAGUUCUUUGAAGUCAUCAGGGUCAGGGAGUGGACCACAUAGAGGACAAUCUUCUGAUGAUAGAGGAAGCAAGAUAAACUCAUCUUUAGAAGCAAGCCCAGAACAUGCAAUCCCCAAAUCUAGCAUUCCAUUUAGCAAGAAAAGGGUUUCUCAGUGGACAGAGAGAGAUAUCAUACAUUGGUUGGAUUCUAUAAACCUGGGACAUCUAGCUCAAAACUUCAUUGAUCAUGACAUUUCUGGAAAAGAGCUAAUGGAAAUUGAUAUGUCCUUGCUUGAUGAAAUGAAUAUAGAUUCCUCAAUAGAAAGAGAGAAAAUCUUAUCUACUCUCUACGAAUUGACCAACCCAUCUUCUACUACUGCGAGAGAUGAUGUUUUGAGUGUUAUCAGCCAUACCAGCGGCUAUGAGAAACAGAAAUACAUGGCAGCGGUAAGUGUGUUACAAUCAGAUGACCCUGAAGACAUUCAGCUCUUACCACCAGAAGAACGGGACAGUCUACUAUCUAGUCCGGAGAAGAAUGACAGCAGAGAAGAGAACAAGAGACUGAAGGAUGAAUGGGAUGACGAUGAUGAUUGGGAUGAUGAAGAGGAUACAGAGGAGAAGGUUGAUAAGAAGAAGGUCACAGGAAGAAUGGAUGCCUCGGAUGAAGAAACCGAUGAUUCUGAUGGAGAUUUUGAUGAUGAAGAUGAUACAGAGAAGGAGAUUGAUAAGAAGAAGGUCACAGGAAAGAUGGAUGCUGCUGAUGAUGAAACCGAUGAUUCUGAUGGUGAUUGGGACGAUGAAGAUGAUGAGGAAGAAGAAGAAGUUGUGGAACUUCUGGCAGAAAUCAAAGAAACUGAAAAAAAAGCCAAACUUGCUGCAAACCAAGCAAGUAAAGAUGCAGAGAAAAAUAUACCCUCUGGUAAGACUGCUGAUAAGGACAGCAAAGAAUCAGAAGACAGCGACUUUGACUUUGACAAUGAUGAUGAAGAAGAAGUUGAGUUUAUGAAUAAAAAACAGAGCAAUGAAGCUCUGAAAUCAGCCAUGAUAGUUAAUAAUAUCUCAGGAAAUGUGAAAUGUGUUGAAAAUAAUGCUUCCAAAAAUACUGCCAAUAGUACCAAGGUGCUAAAACAAGGUUCUGUUGAGAAGGACAAUAUCUUGAAAGGCUCCCCCAAAGAACCUGUGACAAGAAAAACCUCUGUUGACAAAAAAGGCCUGUCUAGAACAACUUCCAGUGAUUCUCUAGGUGCAGUGAUCCCAGCGAAUGUUUCAGUAGAUGGGACUGAGCAUGGGGCCAAAAAGGAUUUCACAAAGGGAAGGAAGGUUGAGACUGAGAUACCAGUAGAGGAGGAGAGUCCCAGGCGAGGAGAUGUGAAGCCAACAAGAAGUGAGAGCAGUAGAAGUUCUGGGAGUGAGAAAGAAGAAAAGAAGAAGAAAGGAGGACUCUUCAAGCUGAAAGAAGUGAUCUCCCCGUCAAAUUGGAAGAAGAGUCCAAGAGAUAGCAACACCAUUCAUGUAUGGACAGAUGUUGGACAAACAGGGAGUGGAUCAAAGACUCUGGUAGUGAAACUGACAGAGGAAUCAACAACUCAAGAUUUAAUCAAUUUAUGUUUAAAUCAGUUGGAUCUGAUUGAGGACCCCAGACUCUACAGGGUGCUACAGGCUACAAUUCAUGGCAAAGACAAGGGUAAUGAUGUAGAGCUUGUGCCAAUGGAUAGCCCACUUGUUAUUCAGCAUGGCUGGAGUGAUCAUUCUAGUAAUAGGUUUGAGUUCAGGCAGAAGACUGCACAGGGUGGUGCUAUAAAGACCGUCCUUAGAAUCCCUGGUCAACCACCUAAGGGCAAGCUGGUCAGUAUAUCUCUGUCUACUCCAGCCAAUGAAGUGGUCAUCUUGGCUCUCAAGAAGUUUGACAUGAAGAAUGUUGACCCAACUCUCUUCUGUCUUCUUGAAGUUGACAAUGAUGGAGAUGUAUGUGAUGUGGAUGAUGAAGCACUCCCCCUUCAGCUUGACUCACAUGCCUUUGUGUUGUGUGACCGUAGCAACAGGGAUCUUCAUUGGACGACCCAGGAAGAAGAAGAAGCCAAUGCUGGGGAUCGUAAGGUCAAGCGUCAGGACUCUCUCACUUCGAGAGCUAGCUCCAAGAUGUCCGCUAUAAGCUUGGGGUCUUCUUACGGGUCUUCUGAAGUUCUUUGCUCAUCACGUAUCGACAAUGAAAAAUUGUCCAAACUUGAAAAGGAGAUGGCCAGUAUUGAGGAAUCUUUAGUACCAGGUAAAGAUACUUCAACACCAAGUGCAGCUCCAGCGUCAACCCAAGUCAAAGUAAAGGACAUCAGUCCUAUUCCAGAAAUUCAUAUAAAUGAUGUAGAAGAAGACAACUCCAGUGAGAAAUAUAUUUAUAGAGAUCUAGAGGAAAAAAAUAGACAGCUGACUACAUUACAAGAGGCUCUAGCUGAUCUCGGGAACUCCUACAAUCAGAUGAAUGUAGACGCUAGAUUACAAGCACUGGAACAAAGACUAACAUCUUGUCCUGAAACAGAAUCCCUACCAGAGAGGCUUCUUGAGUUAUUAGCAGAACUGGAAGCAGCUAGUCAAGAAAUGGACGACAGACAGAGAGACCUUGAUGAGAUCAAACAAAGCGUUGAGGAGUUAGGAGCAAGCAUGGAUGACAGCACAUCAUCAAUGUAUGAAGUGACUCUAGCCGAGGUAGCUCUCCUAAAGGCACAGUAUGAUCACAGUACACUCCUAGCUAACAUGGAGAUUGCUAUUGCUGACUACCAACUUCAAGCUGCAAAGAUCGAGGAAGCCAAGAAGAAGGCUGCCAUUUCUCCCCGUGGUGCUCCCAACUUCUACAACACCUUGCCUCAUAACCAGCAGUUUUCAGUGUUUGCUCUACAUGCUAGUGCAAGCUCACAGGGUUUUCACUUUCAGGUGGCUGAACAAAACUCUCAGAGUGGAGUCUACAUACAGAGCUGUCGCUCUGCAGAUGUGCUGCGUGUUGGUGAUAGAGUCGUAGAGGUCAAUGGUCACAGCACGUUGGGGUCAAGUGUCUUAGAGGUCAACACCUUGUUGAACCGGUCCAAGAAAGCCCAGCUGGUAUGCAUGCGGGCUGGACGGGAUCAGGUUAGCAUGGAAGUGGACAGACUGACCAGACAACUAGCCACUGCUUCAGAACACUAUGAGGCAUGCUGGCAGGAGAAUAAGAGGUUAACAGAUAUAGUUCAUAGAUUGAGACCUCUAGAGCAUCAGAUCCUGGAACUUACUCAGCAGAAAGUCACAAUGCAACAACUUCACCAAAAGAUUGAGACAUUAGAGUCUAGGAAUCAGGAGCUAUCAGAGGAGUUGCGUAUGGCCCAUGAAGGGAACAUCAACCAAUCAAAUCAUGCUAUCAGUCGAUUGCAGGGAGACAAGGAAAGAUUAGAGACAAGGGUACGACAACAGGAACAGAAGCUUAAAAAGUUGGAAGCUGAAUUAGCACAGAAGAACUCAGAGACCUCAUCUAUAGUAAAGGAGCGUGAUGAUGCCCUGAGUAGGCUAAAGUCUAUUGACCUCAAUCGGAAUGAAGAGGUCAAGGUCGAUGACCUUAUUGCCAGUGCUAAUAAUGAUGCACCACUCUGGGAAGUUCUUAAACCUGCCAAUAAGGAUGAGAUACUUCAUGUGCUUCAAGAUGAGUUAGAGGAAGCAGGGAGACAGAAACAGUAUUUAGAUCAACUCUAUACCCUUAUGUUAGAGAGAGCUCCAGAGCUAUUAGAACAUCUAGAACAGGACUUUGAAGGAAGUGAAUUGUCAGGCAGCGAAGAAUUCUGCUAGUUCUCAACUCAAUUUCUGCUACCAAGCAGCGAGAUGGACAACUCACUUUUUAUUCCAGUAUUGGAAGUCAGCAUCAGGAAGCAAUUACUAGUCAUCACAUUUUGUCAUUGUUACUUGUAUUGCAGAUUUGUUAUUGCUACGGUUGAUACAUUCUAUUCAUUAUUACUGAUCUUAUUUGCCUUCAACCUUGAGAGGAUGGGGGGGGGCAUAAAGUCCAAUUCACCCCCCCCCCCCCUCGCAUGUCACCCUAUUAUUCUGAAAUGCGCAGGGAUAAUCCUGUAUGUGCAACUUCACAAAAUUCUUCUUUGAAGUCUUGUGUAGCUUUUGAAGUCAAGUAAAUAUGGAUCCAUUUCUUUAGCACAGCGAAUAUGAAAGCACUCUACUGCACCCAUUGACCUCACCUUAGUUGAGUGUUGCAUAAUGUAGAUGAAUUUCUUGCUGAAGGAAAUAUAACACUACGACUGGAAUUCAAACCCAUGGCCCACAUACUUGGUCCAUAGUUAUUAUACGCAACAAAAUAUUUCUCCUGUCUCUGCAAUAUUUUUUGUUGCCUCAUAUUCCCAUUGACAAAAAGACACAUAAUUUUUCUCAGCAAUUAAUGUUUGUACAACAUGAAACAUGCAUCCAAAGGGUAUGCUUUUAUUAUUUUCAUUGAAUUAUAAUUUAUGAAAACUUGUAUACUUGCACUGUUUUCUUUACGCUCAGCUUCUAAACGUUAUUAAUAUGAAAAAUGAACUAGUAUUAUGCAAUAUUUUGGUAUUCCUGUCUUGUGUGCUUGGACUUUGGUUUUGAUUCGUAUUCUGUAAUGCACCUUGAAUUGUAUAUUCUAUUUCAUUUUCAGUCCAUCCACUGCCUAAUAUUGCACUCAAAUAAUGAAAAAAAAUUAUAUUUAUCCAGAUUUAUAUUUUGAUGGAAUUUCAUUUUAUAUGUGUAGUACAGAAAUAGCAUUUUCUUUAGCUAGGAUUACACAUUUCUGCCUCACUCAAAGUUCUGCCAUGAAGCCUGUGUGUGAGGACUGUUAAUAUCUCAAAUCAAACAAGAAAAGUUGGUCUUUAUGGUCAAAUUGAAUCUGUACAGGAAUUUUAGCUGAAUACUGGCCCACUAGUAUGAUUAAGUCUAGUAGUGUAAUAAAAUGAUUGCAGUACAGUAUUCAGUGAGUACAUCCCUCAUAAAAAACAUCAACUUUUCAGUGCAGUUCUUCACCAAAAUCUUGAACCAAAAAAAUAAUUAAAGAAUAGAGGAGACAUGAGAAGAUGUAUCAUCUUUUAAAGGUCAAGUCCACCCCAGAAAAUUUUGAUUUGAAUAAAUAGAGAAAAAUCAAACUAGCAGAAUGCUGAAAAUCUCAUCAAAAUCGGAUGUAGAAUAAGAAAGUUAUGGCAUUUUAAAGUUUCCCUUAUUUUUCACAAAACAUUGAUAUUCACAACUCGGUGACAUCCAGAUGAGUCGGUCAAUGAUGUCCAUCACUCACUAUUUCUUUUGUUUUUUAUUGUUUGAAUUAUACAAUAUUUCAUUUUUUACAGAUUUGACAAUAAGGACCAACUUGACUGAACCAUAUAUGAUUAAAUAAUGCUAAUCCCACAUGUUCAGGGAGGAAUUAAUUGUUGUUUCACUUGACAAUGAUUAAAAAAUUAGAAUAUUUCAUAUAACAAAAUACAAAAGAAAUAGUGAGUGGGUGACGUCAUCAGUCUCAUUUGCAUACGGACCAGGAUGUGCAUAUAACUGUUUUGUGAAAUUAAGCGAAACUUUAAAAUGUCAUAACUUUCUUAUUUUACAUCCGAUUAUGAUGAAAUUUUCAGUUUUAUGUUUGUUGGAUUUUUCUCUUUUAAUUCAAAUCAACUUUUUGUCGGGGUGGACUUGUCCUUUAAUGAUAAUGGAACGUUUGUUUGAAAGAAUCUGCAAAGUUAUGCUUAUCAGUGUUGGAUAUACUCACUUCUGUUGGAUGCUGUAUAUUGACAAGUGGUUAUUAGUUCAUUGGAUCAUUUCAUAAAAUGGUAACUGGUGUAAGUGGAAGUUGGGCCAAGUGGUGGUUGUAACGCUAAGACCACAAAAGUAUUUUGGUAUUAGACCAAAUAGGUUUAGCCACUCGACUAUAUUACAGUGUAGGAAUAAGACCAAGUGUUGUAUUGACUAGAAACAUAAUACUCUUCUCUUAUAAUCAAUUUUUGUGACCCAUUUCAAGUCUUUAUUCUAUUAUCUAACUCAAAAGUUAUUUCCAGAGGUCUUAAUUUAUUUGACUUAUGUUAGAUGUAUUUUUUGUGAUCAAUGCAUUUCCUUUUUAUAUUUUCUCAGGAAAAUCCAACAAUCAAAUAAUUUAUAAUUUUGGAAGAGCUGGAAUAAAAGCGAACUCAAUCUAAGAGAACAAAUCGUGAUUUAAAUUGAAAUUCAUUUAACAAAUUGCAAACAAUCAGAUUUGUUUAACUUUGUGCUUGACCUGUUCAUAAGUGUAUGUAUUUUGUAUUUAUCAUGUUAUUAGUUUUAUAUUGAUAGAUAGGACAUAUAAGUUUGUUUUUUUGAUGUGACUUUAUACAGACUUAUCACUUUGUAAAAAAAUUGUAGAUUUACAUUUAUAUCUCAAUUUCCACUAAUUUUGUUUCAUUUGAAUAACUUCAAAUUGACUGUAGUCUUAUGUAUACAUGUACAUUUAAAUGUUUAAAUUUUUCUGGUAUGAUUCAUAUACAUCACUUACAUACAAUUCAUGAUAGUUUCAGUAGAUUUGUUAUUGUGUGAUUGUGAGGUUGAUAUGUUCCCCUCCUUCUUAAAUUACAUGUUUGAACGAAAGCAUAUAACCAUUGUUGUUAAGUGGUAAUUUCUUUUUGGAAUAUUCAAAUGUAGUUUCCAAUAAAAAUCUUGUUUUGUCUGUGCAGUAUGUGUUCUUAAUUUUAUAUUUAGAAAUUGAUUUGAAUUAUUGAUUUAUUUAUACUUACAAUCAACACUGAAAUUCUUUGUCUGUACUGCUCAUUGUUUUCUUCAUCUCUCAUCACCAAAACACAUGUACAUUUCACUAGCUUGCCAAAUGCUUUUUGUAAUAUAUACAGUAUAUAUAUCAAUGAACUAUAUUUAUUCAUGUAUAUAUUUGUUUCAAGUUUUUGUAGAUUUUUAAUCCAGUGUCUAAAUAUCACUUAAAUGAUUUCAAAUUGUCAAAUAUUGAAUCUUGAAAUUUGGUAAUAAAUUGGUAUAUAUAUAGAGUGGUCAUAAUGAUGUUGUCAAAUAUUGUACAUACAUGUAUUAUGUUCCAUGUAUAUCAAAUUUGUGUAUAGUGUAUGUUUUGUAACAUAAUAAAUAAGGAAGGGAAGUUAA
Messenger RNA from Lytechinus pictus (painted urchin), 8439 nucleotides. RefSeq lists its product as uncharacterized. The transcript is spliced from 28 exons. The record is from RefSeq and is a predicted model, not a curated record. The coding region runs from base 289 to 5142 and encodes 1617 amino acids. NCBI's taxonomy places the organism in Eukaryota, Metazoa, Echinodermata, Echinoidea, Temnopleuroida, Toxopneustidae. Gene Ontology annotation, molecular function: protein binding. Gene Ontology annotation, biological process: signal transduction.